AUGGCUUCACGACGCGCCGGCAGUAUUCUGAGUGCCAUUCUCCAAACGCCCAAACCUACUCCGUUCAUCGCCUCUUCCUCUCGCCUCCGCCCCUACCCUCGUCUGCCGCGCACACUCCAGCCGUCCCAGACCGCACGGCGGUGCGCACACUCGAUACCGAAGCCUCCUCGGCCUGCCGCACCUCAGGCCUCCGCGGGCGGUAAUGGCAAUGGGAGUGGCGACGGGAAUGCGGCCACGACACCGCGCAAGCAGCUGGAGCCGCAUUACCAACUAACCUUCACCUGCGUGCCCUGCGGCGAGAGAUCCUCGCACACCAUCUCCAAGCAGGGCUACCACAAAGGCUCCGUCUUGAUCACCUGCCCGUCAUGCCGCAACCGCCACAUCAUCAGCGACCACCUCAACAUAUUUGGCGAGCGCAAGAUCACCGUCGAGGACCUCAUGAGGGAGAAGGGCCAGCUGGUUAAGCGCGGCACCCUAGGAGAGGACGGAGACAUUGAGUUCUGGGAAGACGAAACAGCAACCCCGCCUGCUGAGGAAGGAGCUGCGACCGAUGGCCGGCCUGAAGCCUCUGCCUUGCGAGAUGCGCGAGACCCAUCGGCCCAAGCCGCCCAGCCCGCGACUGCGACACCGUCGCCAUCGCCCCUCAACACCGGCGGCGCACGUCCUCAUGUAGAUACGCCAUCCCCCACGGGUGCCGCGCCUUCGACCCGGCGCCAAUUCCAUACAAGCAUGCGCCGGCCCGAUGACGAGAGAAUGUCAUUUCGCGAGCUACAGGAGCUACGGGGAGAUCUGAAGCAAACCGUCAAGGCGGAAUCCAAACGACCCCGAACCCACUCUCUGACAGCCGAUAAACGCGGCCCGAAGAUACAUUAUCACUAUUCCCAGAAGGGUUACGCACCGAGAACCAUGCCUCCGACCGCUGACGCCAUUACGACCACCGGAGACGCCGCGGCGGCGGCGGCGGCGGCACCGACAAACCCCAAGCACCCGCGGAAAGGCGUCGUGUACACCUGGCCAGGCAACGCAACGAAAGCGGUGCCUGUGUACCAAGACGCCGGGAAUGCGAGCAAACAGCAGCAGGUCCGUCGGGUAGUAACCGGCCCGGAGACGGCCCCGUCGGCCGACAAGAGGGAGAGGGGACCGCGAGUCGCCGACAUGGAGUUCAUCUCCCAGCGCCCCUUGCCCGAGCAGAUCCACGAAAGCAUAAUGAAGGGCAUGGAGUCCGCGAGCGGGUUGGCGCCACAGCGGGUGCAGCUCGACGCCGAGACCGCAAGGCCAUGA
Messenger RNA from Neoarthrinium moseri, 1281 nucleotides. RefSeq lists its product as uncharacterized. Gene Ontology annotation, cellular component: mitochondrion. Bases 1 to 1281 code for a protein of 426 amino acids. Lineage: Eukaryota; Fungi; Ascomycota; Sordariomycetes; Amphisphaeriales; Apiosporaceae. The transcript has a single exon. The record is from RefSeq and is a predicted model, not a curated record. Gene Ontology annotation, molecular function: protein-folding chaperone binding; zinc ion binding. Gene Ontology annotation, biological process: protein folding; protein stabilization; protein import into mitochondrial matrix.